Molecule: messenger RNA, 1348 nt
Organism: Umbelopsis ramanniana AG
Lineage: Eukaryota; Fungi; Mucoromycota; Umbelopsidomycetes; Umbelopsidales; Umbelopsidaceae
Exons: 5
Coding region: 169-1002 (277 amino acids)
Source: RefSeq, a predicted model, not a curated record
CACUUAUGGCUGAUUCUAGCAAAGAAAUUGAAGCCAUUAAUAGCUUUCGAGAAGCCUUGGACGAAAAAACUAAUGAGCGGUAUAGUGAUGAGGUAUGUACAAGGCUAACGAAUGUCAAAUAACUAGGAAUGGCAUUGCAUCUAAGACGGAAAUUAAAAAGAAAAUCUCAUGAAUAACACCAUUUUACACUAUGUCAAGACCUUGCUUCAGUUCCUAAUCGCACGAAGCUGGAACGUGGAACAAGCUGUAAAGCAACUUACCGACACGGUAAAAUGGAGGACGGAAAAUGACGUCGAUCUAUAUCCAGUCGCUACCAAAGAUAACAAACUCCCUGUUCUUUAUGCUGUCCGUGGCUUUGACAUCGAAGAUGCCAACUUAACAGCCGCUCCCGGUCUAUCGGAGAGCGUUUUGAGGAUUGCCUCAUAUAUGGGAGGCAGUUGUCUGCACAAAACCGACAAGGAUGGAUGUCCUGUAUACAUUGAGCGCCUAGGAUACCAUGCAGCCAAAGAAAUCGCCAAAUUCACCACCGUGGAAGAAGUUCUUGAAUAUCACAUCGGAUGCAAUGAGUUUUUGCACAGACACAUAGACAAGGAUUGCUCCAAGAAGGCUGGAAAGUUCAUUAACAGAGAAACAGUCAUCUUCGAUUGCACCGGCAUGGGAUGGCAUCAGUUCCAUACGCCAGCACUUCAAUACCUGCGAGCCAUUUCUGAAAAUGAUCAAAAAUAUUAUCCAGAAACCAUGAACAAGCUCUUUAUUGUAAACGCUCCAUCUGCUUUUGUUAUAGUAUGGAGAAUGGUGAAGGGAUGGUUGGAUCCAGGAACCAUUGCUAAAAUACAAAUAUUGGGGAAGGACUUUAAAGAACCUCUUUUAAACCAUAUUUCUGCUGAAAACCUUCCAAAGUUUUUAGGUGGCGAAUGUGAAUGCUCUCACAUGCCUGGUGGCUGCGUGCCCUCCGCAAGUAAGUGUCUUUUCCAUGAACAUAACUCUGCCCAUAGUUUUUGACAAACACGCUUUCGCAUCAACUAGUCAUUGGUAACAUCCCACCUUAUGUUGCUGGUGAGCAAAACCCUACAGUGGUCACUCCUUAUUCGACGGAAAUCAUGGAAGAGGCAAAGACAAACCCUGUGCUUCGUGGUGAUGAUGCUCUCUAAAUUUCUGAUUCCAAUUCAUUCAAUUCGCAUUAUUCUUAUAUACACUUUGUGUAUACCGUAGACAUUAGAAGCUUCACUAUCUCCCAACUUUUUUUCUCAUAUAUUACACUAUUUUAUCUUGCGAAAUCUCACAUAUUCUUGAAAUUUGUAUGGCAAUAAAUCGGCACGACAAUGCCACUCAAUUUUUUUUUUUUUGA